Messenger RNA from Salvia splendens (bonfire salvia), 1474 nucleotides. Its product is annotated as F-box/LRR-repeat protein At3g48880. The record is from RefSeq and is a predicted model, not a curated record. NCBI's taxonomy places the organism in Eukaryota, Viridiplantae, Streptophyta, Magnoliopsida, Lamiales, Lamiaceae. The coding region runs from base 339 to 1280 and encodes 313 amino acids. The transcript is spliced from 3 exons. Gene Ontology annotation, molecular function: protein binding.
GAUGAUUUCUUGACCACCUAGAAUCUGAUUCUCUCUCCUAAUCUAAGUUGCACAGUUGCAGAACAUGACUGCCUAAAACAGAAAAACAAAAUUACGUACUACUAGUAAAUAAAUAUCCCAUUUCAGACAUGGUGUUAUCAUUACAAUAAACCCGCAUACACGCAGAUCCCUAAAAUUUAAGGUACUCCUUCAAUAUCACUCUCUUUUUAAAAUUGCUCGCUUUUUUCACCUGGAUUUUUGCAUUUUCUUGGAAUGUUGGUGAUUGGAGCGAGAGGUGGAAAAUUUCACUUGUCUUUGUGUGGUUGGUGAUGUUGUAAGCCUUUUGUGAAGCGCGAAUCAUGGAGGAUGAGUAUUCUGCUAUCAGAAGGUGGGAGGACAUGGAUAUUGAUAUCUUGGUGAAGAUUUUCCAAAGGAUGAACAUCUAUGAACUGACCUCUGGAGUUGCUCAUGUUUGUCACACGUGGAGAAUGGCUGCCUGUGACCCUUUGCUCUGGAAGACCCUUGACUUGUCAUUGCUUAAGUCCAACUUCAUCAAAAUCCCGCUGGAGCCAUACGUGUAUGUGGAUGGUCGAUCUGAUAAAACAUUUACGCGUGUUUUGAAGAUUGCUCUGAAUCUCAGCCGUGAGAGCAUAUUGACCAUGAUUUUCCAUUUUAAUAUGUAUGUCAGCGAUGAUCAACUCACAUAUACCGCUAAAAGAUCGUUUGAUGAUCUGCAUUGUAGGUGCCCGCGUCUCAAGCGCCUGGUGAUGCCCGCGUGGAACAGAAUAAAGAAGACAGGCAUAUGCCAGGCCGUUAAGAUGUGGGGAGAUCUGGAGUCACUAACAAUGCCUAGCAUAUCAAAUCCCCCAUACCUAAUGGAGGAGGUUUCGAGAAGCUGCAAGAAUUUUGCACAACUGAAAGUGAUGGGACCUUGCGACAUAUAUUUUGCAUCCACGCUGGCUGCAUUUUUGCCAAACCUAAAAGUUCUGAGCCUCCGUUGCUCGGUGCUGUUCAAGGAAGCUUUGAUCAUAAUCCUGGAGUGCAUCCCGGGACUAGAAGUGCUGAACAUAUCGCACUGUCUGCUCAUGGAAGACCCUCCACAGCCAGCGCCUAGGAGAGUCCUUAAAGCAUUGGACAAGUCGAUUCUAGAGAGAGCCAGCAGGCUGAAGAAGUUUGUGACGUGCAUGAGCGAGUCCUGCACAAUGUGCCAGCGGACGAGGAACGACGAGGGACUGAUAAGGUGGUACAAGUACGAGGAAGAUCUUUGGAGAGAUGAUGAAGUGAGUUCUCUUGCCAUAUGAUUAGGUUUAGGUGUGUGUGUAGUGUAUAAAAUGUGGAGUGGUAGAGACACCAAAAUGAAUAAGAAUAUAUGCGCAGAUGUUUGAUGGUAGAGAAUAUAUACACAUACCAUCUGCAAUUGACUACUAAACUUGUAGCUGCUGUAGGUGGAGGUGAUUCAAGACUUGUUCAAGAGUCGAGACUUAUUUUUUCUCUA